Molecule: messenger RNA, 1986 nt
Organism: Aspergillus nomiae NRRL 13137
Lineage: Eukaryota; Fungi; Ascomycota; Eurotiomycetes; Eurotiales; Aspergillaceae
Product: C2H2 zinc finger protein
Exons: 1
Coding region: 1-1986 (661 amino acids)
Biological process (GO): regulation of transcription by RNA polymerase II
Cellular component (GO): nucleus
Molecular function (GO): DNA-binding transcription factor activity, RNA polymerase II-specific; RNA polymerase II cis-regulatory region sequence-specific DNA binding
Source: RefSeq, a predicted model, not a curated record
AUGAGUUCCGCCGAAGUAGCUUCCCCGUUCUUUCGCCAACCAUUCCAGGCUGGCGUGAAGCACUCGUUAUCCAUGGCUGCGUUGAUGCAAUCAAAUAACGAACCUGUUACCGUCCCUAAUCCAUUGUCCGGACCCUCCGCCUCCAUCAUUUCAAGCUCGCCAGAAUCUGCCGCCUCCCUGAAGCAUACGAAACCAGACUCGAGUCUUACCUCCAUUGCCAGUGCUGGCUUGAACGUCUCACGGUCAAGAGACUCGUUGCCACCCAUGACAACGCCUACACAGCCAGUCGGUCCGGUGGAUCGACUAGUAGAACAUGAGAAGGAGCCUGAGCAAAACAGCUCACAGGUCGCAAGAGAAGCUCUCGGUGCAACCGAGAAGCAACAGAUGAAUUCGAUUAAUGACUCCGUACAUAUGUCCGAUCAGAUGCAGGUCGAUGCGCAUUCGACUUCAGGUAAUGCGGCGGAUGCCUUUGGAACGGUCGAUAACAGCACGUCCCUGAUGAAUACGUCUACAGUCGCCAGUCCGGGCCCGAUAGAAGAUUCGGCAUCACAGGAUGGGGAUCGACCACGUCAUAGGGACGAAAUGGACUUGCAGGAUGCAAGUAACAAGUCCUUCUCUUACCCCAUGCCGACGGCGGGUCUUGGUGAUCCCCGUCGUGGCCUGAGCUUACCAGGUUCUGGAUUUAAUAAGGCCGGCCAGCGAUCGCCAUCGGCUAAAAAACACCGUUGCCCAUACUGUUCUACGGAAUUCACGAGGCAUCAUAACCUCAAAAGCCACCUUCUUACCCAUAGCCAAGAGAAACCGUACGUGUGCCAGACUUGCCAAUCACGCUUCCGAAGACUUCACGAUUUGAAAAGACACACGAAACUCCACACCGGAGAGCGUCCACACAUCUGUCCCAAAUGUGGGCGUCGGUUUGCUCGUGGUGACGCUCUCGCUCGACAUAACAAAGGGCAAGGCGGAUGCGCCGGUCGUCGGGCGAGCAUGGGAAGUUAUGCUCCUGAAGAUGAAUAUGGCGACGCUGGGGGCCAUCCAGGUGCGGAGGAUACGAUGGAUGGCCUCGUUUAUGCAGAGCCCGAGCGCAUGGAUGAAGAGGAUGAACGCCGAAUGAGCAUGCCCAGCAUUAAAAAACAUGAUAUUACCACAGAUUCGAUCACGCGAUCCAAUACCGCAAAUAGUUAUCAGCCGCGGCAGCCGAGCACAUAUCCCCCAAUUGCGGCUGGCAGGCCAUCUCCAGGGGGCCUUUUCCCUCCGCCUGCGAGUCACGGCGGCUCCAGCGCCUCAGCAUCCCCCAUCUCGCAACCUGGUAACUUGACAUUUCCACCUCCUGGUCAGCAUUCCGGAGCCUCAAUAUUCCAACCAUCAAAUGUCACCGACAGCCCAAAGCCACUUUCACCCAAUGCACUACCUUCACAUCAGCUCGGCCAUGGCCCUGAACUUCAUCGCGCUCACUCUCCAGGCAUGGCGCAGUCAUUCCAGCAACAACCAUAUACCAGGUCGGGGUCCUCUCAGGCAUCUGUUGCAAAUCAUACCGCUGGUAGUUUAGGCCUUCCCCCGCCACAACCUGGCGCCCCUCAGCUUCCUCCGCCACCUGGAUUGAACACCUCAGAUUCUCGCUUUGCAAUUCACUCUCAGAGCUCUGUGCAACCAGCACCGGCCGCUACGAAACAUACCCCACCCCACAGCCUUUCUAGCAACCAUAAUGGACCUCUGACAUCCAAAACAGGCCCGGAGGUGACGGCAAAUAAUAAUGGGCAUCUUCCGGGACCACAUGACUCGAAUUAUGCUGAUCAGAAUCGUGAACGAGAGGAUAAGCUCUGGGCAUAUAUUCGUUCUGUUCACGAAGAACUAACAGGACUGAAGACCGAAGUAGCGGCUUUAAGGGCACAGCUUGCAUCAGCAAACGUAAAUGCGCUGACAUCAUCGGCACCAAAUGCUACACAACCUCAGGUUGAGCCGAGCACUGUCAGUGCAGGCCAACGGUGA